CCGGCAGCCAAACGAGGCUGAAUGUUCCCUAAUCGAGCACGAUAUAUGAACACAUUAUCGCCUCUUCUUUUACACUCUCUACCUUCCUUGAGCUGCUUUGAUGUGGUACCCAAAUGACAGACACGAAAGGUAUAGUGGUCUUUUCGGGCGGCAGCGCAGCAAAUAACCUUGUCGAUGUCUUCGAGGCAGUCCGCGAGAACAAAGCAUGCCCACUGAGUUACAUCAUUCCAAUCAGCGACAACGGCGGUUCCUCCUCAGAAUUGAUCAGAGUCUUUGGUGGGCCAGGAAUCGGUGAUGUACGCAGUCGCUUGGUCAGACUCAUACCAACGGAUCCCUCCUCCCCAGAGAGAUUAGCCAUAUCAUCCCUGUUCAAUCAUCGCUUAUCGUCGACUUCCUCCGUUGAUGCAGCUGCGGAAUGGCAGCUGAUCGUGUCCGGCACGUCCGACCUAUGGCGAGCGAUCUCAGCGGCCAAGAAGGAACUCGUCCGAUCAUUCCUCAACCUACUCAAUCUUGAGAUCCUCAAGCGGGCAAGGCCGGCGUCAACAUUCGAUUUCACUUCUGCAAGUGUGGGCAACCUCUUUCUGACUGGCGCGAGGUUGUUCAGUGGCAGUUUUGAGUCAGCAAUCUAUUUAUUGAGCAGUAUCUGCACCAUACCAGAAGACGUGCGCGUCAUUCCUAGCAUCACCUCUAACUUCUCUCAUCAUAUAGCUGCUGGACUCGCCAAUGGCGAUGUCAUUGUUGGUCAGAACAACAUUUCCCAUCCAGCGGCAGCGACGGCUCUGGAGAUGCCUACUGUCUCCACAGGAAGACAUCAUAUUGCCAGAAGCAGGCAUAGUGUAGAUCACACGGAGGAGACCGAGGAUGCCAACUUUCCUGGGACGCUCCCCACCCUUCGCCAGAACAAUAUCAAGUUCAGCAAAAGCGAGGAAGAAGACCUUCCGGCACAAAUCGAGCGCAUCUGGUACAUCAACCCGUACGGACAAGAAAUGCUACCGCCUGCCAAUCCCCGUGUCAUCGCUGCCAUCAAGCAGUCUCAAGCGGUGAUUUAUUCAAUAGGGUCUCUGUAUACAUCCAUCAUACCGUCCAUUGUUCUCAAAGGUGUUGGCGAUGCACUACGGUUGACUCCGGCUCGACACAAGAUCCUCAUCUUGAACGGUACAUUGGAUCGUGAGACAGGCCCAACCUCAAGCCCCUAUUCCGCUUUCGACUUUGUGGAGGCGAUUGCUCGCGCCGGCGAACAGUCUCGCGGUCAUGUCUGGAGACCAGUACUCCAUACUUCCCAUUCAGAUGACAGUCUGAAAACAACCGUGGCUACAUCGCCUGCUGCACGACAUGGUGACUAUCUGAUGCCCGGGACUUCUCCUCAAUACGAGCCGAAGAAUUCCAGUCGAGACUCGAUAUAUCGACAGUAUGUGACACAUGUGAUUCACCUCAUUGGCGAAGGUACCCCACAGGUCGAUCGAGGGCGUCUCGCGGACGUGGGCAUCGACUGCCUAAAGCUAUACGGACGCAAGAGUGACAAGGGUGUCAUGCUGUACGAUCCACAAGCGCUGAUAGGAGCCAUCGAGGCUGUCCUGGGCAAGAAGGGCGAUGCUAUGCUCCUAAGUCGGAGUCGCAGAAACACCUUGCAAGGCUAGAUCUUUCGACUUUGUCACCGUGAUCGGGCUGAUCUCC
This is a messenger RNA of Exophiala viscosa, 1674 nucleotides long. RefSeq lists its product as uncharacterized. The record is from RefSeq and is a predicted model, not a curated record. The transcript has a single exon. Gene Ontology annotation, molecular function: LPPG:FO 2-phospho-L-lactate transferase activity. Bases 114 to 1637 code for a protein of 507 amino acids. Lineage: Eukaryota; Fungi; Ascomycota; Eurotiomycetes; Chaetothyriales; Herpotrichiellaceae.